Molecule: messenger RNA, 2673 nt
Organism: Pipistrellus kuhlii (Kuhl's pipistrelle)
Lineage: Eukaryota; Metazoa; Chordata; Mammalia; Chiroptera; Vespertilionidae
Gene: SCAMP4
Product: secretory carrier membrane protein 4
Exons: 7
Coding region: 16-981 (321 amino acids)
Biological process (GO): protein transport
Cellular component (GO): recycling endosome membrane; trans-Golgi network membrane
Source: RefSeq, a predicted model, not a curated record
CGAACCCACAACUACAUGCACGAUGGGCGCUCCUGCGAUCACGAGACCAGCAACCCCACAGAGGGGCGGAGCGAGGCGGCCGCGGUCGGUCCUGUGGGGAUUGUAGUCCCGGCCCCGCCGCCCCCUGGCGCCAACCCCUCCCCUGGAACUACGCUCCCGUCGUGCCCCGCGGCGCCUGGCGGAGGCGGAGCGGGCGGGCCAGUUGCUAACGCUUGGAGAAGCUCAGCGCUAGCGUCCGUCGCCUUAGGUGGCUCUGGGCUUCAGCCUCAUCAGGUCAUCACAUUGGAAAUGCCAGAAAAGGAGAACAACUUCCCGCCGCUGCCCAAGUUCAUCCCUCUGAAGCCUUGUUUCUACCAGAACUUCUCUGAUGAGAUCCCCAUUGAGCAUCAGGUCCUAGUGAAGAGGAUCUACCGGCUGUGGCUGUUCUACUGCGCCACACUGGCAGUCAAUCUCAUCGCAUGCCUGGCCUGGUGGAUCGGAGGCGGCUCAGGAGCCAACUUUGGCCUGGCCCUGGUCUGGCUGCUGCUCUUCUCCCCCUGUAGCUAUGUGUGCUGGUUCCGGCCUGCUUACAAGGCCUUCCGGGCCGACAGUUCCUUCAAUUUCAUGGCAUUUUUCUUUAUCUUCGGAGCCCAGUUCGUCCUGACCGUCAUCCAGGCUAUCGGCUUCUCAGGAUGGGGUGCUUGUGGUUGGCUGGCAGCGAUCGGGUUCUUCCAGACCAGUGUUGGAGCUGCCGUGGUCAUGCUGUUUCCGGCCAUCAUGUUCACAAUGUCAGCCGCCGUGAUGGCCAUUGUGAUCAUGAAGGUACACAGAAUCUACCGGGGGAGCGGUGGAAGCUUCCAGAAGGCACAGACAGAGUGGAACAAUGGCACUUGGCGGGACCCACUGUCCCGGGAGGCCCAGUUCAACAACUUCUCAGGGAAUAGCCUGCCUGAAUACCCUACUGUACCCACCUAUCCAGCCAGUGGUAGCCAAUGGCCUUAGAGGGAGCUGACUAGUCUUGUUGCUUACCUGCCACCACCAGCCCUCUUCCUUCUCCCUAUCCACUCCUGUAGCCACGUUGGGUCCGAUGAAGCCCUAAGCAUCUGUCCCCUGUCCCUCCCCUGUGGCAGGUAGGCUCUUCCCCCAGCCAGGAUGGCAGCAGGGGUUGGUGGCCACCGGGACCUUUUCCAGGUGGGAUGGCAGACCCCAGCAGCUCUCAGGGACCCGUGCCCAUAGCUCAUCUCACAUCCAAGAGCAGAGGUCCUUGCAAGCACUGCCCAGAAGCCAGCUGGCCCUACCAGCCAGCUGAAGGAUGCCUCUCUUCUGAAAACUUUGGUCACAUAAUGUCCACUCCCUUUGGGGUCUCAGAAGGAGGCUGGCUGCCCUCCAUGCCAGUGCUGGGGAUGCUAAGAAGGGCUCCUCAAAUUCAGCCCACUCCUGUCAAGGCCAUCACCCUCGUCCAGUGCUCAGGAAGAGGGAGGUUCUUCCCUGCUGGUGAUGUAGACACUUGAUAUACAGCUGGGUGUUCAGCAUUUUGUCCUGAGUUUAUCCAUCUGUAUCAGGGGGCUCACGGGGAUGAUCAGAGGCUAGUUCACCGCCUCAGUGCCAUGAUCUCAGCUUUUCCCUGUCCCCCUGUCCCAGUUCCUCUGCACUGGUCCUCAGCCGCUGUUCAGGACCAUUGACCAGCUUGCUUCCAGCCUUUCUAUCCACAGUCGCGCUCUCCCAGGGACGCUCUCUUCCCCAUGUGUUAGAACUCCCACGCCUCAGCAGGAUGUUCAUUGAGAUCCCAAACCUGGGACUGAACCCAUUGGUGGGGACAUGGGCUCCUCUCCCCACUGUGCAAACAGGAAAACAGGUGCAUCUCAUCAGCGUGUGUAUGGCCCCGAGGAUACCAUUGUCGAGGAGUGAGUGCUGGGCCAGCCACUCAGGCCGUGGUCCACACUGCCCCUUUCUGAAUGUGUGGAAGCAGAUCACAUUUCUCAGGAGAACAGCCUUUUAGGAGGAAACAAGAUGUGACAAAUCUCUGUGCCUUACUGAGGAAUCUACAAAUUCUUUUCUCAAUCCUUCUAGUUCCUUCUGAGAUGGAGGAACCGGAUGUUGUGUGGGUAUUGCCACAGCACCUUUGUGAAUGGACGGGCUGAGGGAGGUGGCCUGGCGGCCUCGCAGCCCCUGUUGCCCUGCCCGGCUUCCAGUGAAAUGCUGCCCCUUGGCUCCUGACUGCCUGCCCCUUGUCACAGCACACACUGCUGGGAUGCCAUCCGCUCCUGAGGCUCCAGCAUGGCCGAAUGUGUCCGUGUUUGCUUGCUUUGCUUUCUUGUGCCGAAUGCCACAUGGUGUCUAAAGGUGGCCAAGGUCCCUGAGGAAGCGCCAGGGCCUGGGUCCCUGAAGGACAAGUCUUCCUGGAGGGAAAACAAACCUCCAGCUUGCCAGGUUCGCAGUGACAUCCCAAGCCAGCUUCCUGUGACUGACCGACAGCUCGCACUGAACAAAUUGUGGACCGAAUCUCAUUGUGACUGGGUGCCAUUAGGAAUGGAGCCAGGUAACCAGGUGUAGAAUGAACCCCACUCCCCACCCCACUGUACAUGGCACCUUGGUUACCUUGCAACAGCUGUUUUUGUUUUUUGUGAUUUUGUUUAUUUUGUAGUUUUUGUUAUUGGAAAAUAUUUCUGAAAUAAAUACAUCCUUUCUGCAGCA